AUGUCUGAAAACCAAAACUGGUGGCAUCAGCCAGAAAUUGGCACUGCCCAACACUCGAACACAACGAAAAACACCUAUGAAUUCAUGGGCCGGCGUGAGGAGCAAGUGCUUAUCAACCGCAGGGACAUCACAGAUAAGAAGGAUGCCUGGGACAUUGAGGAGUUCAUCACUACCAUGUACGUCAAGCAGUUGCUUCGGCAUCCCGCCUUCCAGAUGCUAUUGGCCUUGCUGCUGGUGACCAACGCCAUUACCAUUGCUCUCCGUACCAACUCUUACCUCGGUCAGAAACUCAAGGUCAUCCUUGGCUACAUAGUUUUUUGGGUUUUUUUGUUUGAUGGCUGGAAUAUUCUCAACUUCUUAAUUGUCUUUAUGUUGUUCCUGGGGUUAUUCAUAAAACAACUUGAUGUAGUUGCUGUCACCUACCCUCUCAGGGCUCUUCGGCUGGUACAUGUGUGCAUGGCAGUGGAGCCCCUAGCCAAUAUCAUUCGGGUCAUCCUGCAGUCGGUACCUGACCUGGCCAAUGUUGUGGCCCUCAUCCUCUUCUUCAUGCUGGUAUUCUCUGUGUUUGGGGUCACACUCUUUGGUGCAUUUGUGCCCAAGCAUUUCCAGAACAUGGGGGUUGCCCUGUAUACCCUCUUCAUCUGCAUCACCCAGGAUGGAUGGCUGGACAUCUACAGUGACUUCCAGAUGGAGAACAGAGAGAUCGCCAUGGAGGUUGGAGGCGCCAUCUACUUUGCCACCUUUAUCACCAUCGGUGCUUUCAUCGGCCUCAACUUGUUUGUUGUUGUUGUGACCACAAAUCUGGAACAAAUGAUGAAGAUAGGAGAGCAGGGACAACAGCGACAGAUAACUUUUACAGAGAUAGGCGCAGACGAAGAUGACUUUGUUGAUGACCUGCCUCUGGUGCAUUGUACAGAAGCCCGAAAGGAGACAUCUGGUCACCCUCAGGAACCUCUGGUUGGGGGUCCCCUGUGCAACCUCACAGAAAAGACUUGCGAUAAUUUCUGCCUGGUGCUGGAGGCAAUACAGGAGAACCUGAGGGAGUACAAACAGAUCCGAGAGGAGCUGGACAAGAUUGUGGAGGAGGUGCGCUCCAUCCGUUACAAUCAGGAGCAAGAAAAGGAGCUGUUGCUUAGGCACGCCUCCAAAAGCCUGUCCUCCCAGACUGAUUCCUCCUUAGACAUUCGAGAGGUGGCUACCCAGCAAGACUUGAUCUCUGCACUGGUCAGCAGGGAAAAGGUUCAUGAUUCUAGCACAAAUAUGCUUAGCAAACACAAGUUCAGCUUCUGAGAAGGCAGAAUGGGAGCCAAGGGGCCUGCAUACACACGGGGCCAGCUGCUGCUUACGCCUGCAUCCCUGAUCGGAGCCCACCCUUCUCCCUUACACCUGGGUGGCAGAGGCCAUGGGGCUCGAAGGUGGCAGCACCUUCAUGGCUUAUGCCCAUGAGCCUGAGGUCCAGAUGAGUCGGGAUGAAGGAUUCUGGAUGAGCACAGAAAGGGGUGGCCAGGCUUUGGCAUAAC
Cricetulus griseus (Chinese hamster) is the source of this 1520-nucleotide messenger RNA. The record is from RefSeq and is a predicted model, not a curated record. Lineage: Eukaryota; Metazoa; Chordata; Mammalia; Rodentia; Cricetidae.